AACAUAGUUUAUUGGUUUCAUACGUCCACCUCUACAGUGUCCCUAUAUAUGUGCUACAGUGUCAACUCUAUUUCUCCAUGCAACAAUGGGGAGAGCUCCUUGUUGUGAGAAAGUAGGGUUAAAGAAAGGAAGAUGGACUGCUGAAGAAGAUAAGAUCUUGACUGAUUAUAUUCAACAAAAUGGUGAAGGAUCCUGGAGGUUCUUGCCUAAGAAAGCAGGUUUGUUAAGGUGUGGGAAGAGUUGCAGACUAAGAUGGAUAAACUAUUUGAGAGCAGAUGUGAAGAGAGGGAACAUAGCUCCUCAUGAAGAAGAAAUCAUUGUCAAGUUGCAUGCUGUUCUUGGAAAUAGGUGGUCUGUGAUAGCAUCACAUUUGCCCGGACGAACCGAUAACGAGAUAAAGAAUUACUGGAACUCUCAUUUGAGAAGAAAAAUUUACUGCUUCAUGAGAUCCAUUAAUGAGUCCUCACCACCACUUGGCAUGGCAUCCACAUCCAAAAAAAGUAAACAUGACAAAAAUAACAAACCAACCAUAGAAGAAGACAAUAGCAUGGCUUUGACUCAUCAUCAAAAUUCCCUUGAUUCAAUAUCUAAAGAGACAACAACUUUACAAUGUUAUAAUGGACAAGAAGUUGAAGGAAUUUCAAUGAAUAAUAAUAUUCUUCAUGGUAACAUAAAUAAUACGGUUGCAUCAUACCCCAUCAAGAAUAUUGAUGAUGGUUUGGGACCAUAUAAAUGGCUAGAUGAUGAAAUUAUGAAACUUCGUAACAUGUUUGAGAAUGGUGUUAUAGGGAAUUAUGGUAGCAUGCAUGAGAAUGAUGAAAAGGGUAAUGAAUGUGAUUAUAGGAAGAUGCAUGUGGAAAUAAUGGAAACAAAUAUGGAAAAGAAAAGUGGAAUUUGGGAAUCAUCGUAUAAUGGAGAGAAUAAUAAAGAGUUGUACAAUUGUUGUUCAUCGAUGAAUUUUGCUACGGAUUUUGAACAGUUGUCUGAUUGGGACUUUUGUCAUGAAGACAAAAUGAAGAGUUCGUUGUGGGGUACAGGCAUUGGUGAAAUCAUGAAUGGUUUUUAUUGGUAAUUAAUUACUUGUUUCAAUUUAUCAAAAUGUAUUUGUUUGUGUGUGUAACACAGAUUUCUAUCAUUUUAUUUACUAGUGUUUCGAUUAUUAUUAUUAUUUUAAAAAGGUAUUUAAUAAGGGUUAAUAAUUUACAUCCAUCUCUGC
Molecule: messenger RNA, 1216 nt
Organism: Lathyrus oleraceus (garden pea)
Lineage: Eukaryota; Viridiplantae; Streptophyta; Magnoliopsida; Fabales; Fabaceae
Product: transcription factor MYB13
Exons: 3
Coding region: 86-1072 (328 amino acids)
Source: RefSeq, a predicted model, not a curated record